AUGCGCAGGUGCCCGCAGAUUUCAUGGGUUGGCGACCAACCAUAUCACAACGAACAGGACCAUUGGCAGGUUGCGGUGAUGGCGAUGCGCAACUUGGUCUUGUCGACAGCGCGGCGUGCUGGUGCGCAGGCAUGCUGUGCUGGUCCAUCGCGCCUGGCAUUGUCGACUGUGCGGCGUGCAUCGACGACGGCCGACAAGCCCAAACGGCGAACUACAGCAUACUCUUCGAUCCCCGACCAGGCGCUCGAUUCCGAUGGCGAGCCUCUGCCACCGCUGGAUGCCAUCACACCACACCCUGUUCGAAAGCGCGCUUCGAAGCGCAAGGUGAAAUCCGCCACCACUAUCCCUGUUCCAGACCCGAAUGAAGAGGUUGCGGAAGAGGCGGUUCGGUGGCCGCCACUGGCCCAGUCGGUGCGCGACGACAUGGCGCGCUUCCCGCACACGAUCCUUCUCACGCGCGUCGGCGGCUUUUACGAAUCGUACUUCGACCAAGCCCCCUCGCUCGCCUCUAUGCUGGGGAUCAAGCUGGCGAACCGUCGGUGGGGAGGUCAGGACGUGCCCAUGGCAGGCUUCCCCAUCUUCCAGCUCGAAAAGUACCUCAAGAUCCUCGUGCUCGACCACGGCCUGCUCGUGGCCAUCGCCGAGGAAUUCAGAUCGAACGAUGGCAAUGCGGUCGAGAUCGCACGCAGGGUCAUCCGCAUCGUGAGCCCAGGCACGCUGAUCGACGAAAAGUUCCUCGACCCGUUUGUCAACAACUUUAUCGUCGGCAUCAGCGCCAACAACGGCAGGUUCGGGCUCGCCUGGCUCGAUGUGGGCACCGCGGAUUUCAACUCGGCCGUGUGCGGCGACUUCAAGACGCUCAGGGACGAGAUUGCGCGCAUCGGGCCGCGCGAGGUCGUCAUCGACGCAAGCACCAUCCACGCCACCGAGGACGCCUCCACCGCCGAGGCUGGCCGGGAGUGCAUCGACGUUCGAGAGCUUGUACCCGACCCGAGCGUGUACAUCUCGCACUUUACGCCCGACCCCACACCGAGUCCUUCCGAGGAUGCUGUGGCGGGGAUGGAUUCGCUCGAGCGGGGGACGGUGCAGGUGUUGCUGGGCUACCUGCGCACGCGGUUGCUGGACUCCGAUUCGUCGUUGGAUGCACUCACGCACGCACGCCCCUUACACCAGCGGCUCGAGUCGGCCAUGCAGAUCGAUGCGCACACGCUCGCGGCGCUCGAGAUCAAAGAAGGCGCGCGCGAGGGCGGUCUUCGCGGGUCGCUGUUCAGUGUGCUUCGUCGAACCGUCACGCGGGGCGGGACGCGGCUGCUGCAACAAUGGCUCUGCCACCCCUCGACAUCGGCGGGCACGAUCGAGGCGCGGCUGGAUAUGGUCGAGAUGCUGCUGCACCAGCGGGGGCUGCGCGAGGACCUGCGCAGCACCCUCCGCACGGGCGCGGGCGAUACCACGCGCGUGCUCCAAAAGCUCGCAGCGAGGCGCAACGACGAACAGGACUUGCUGGAACUGCGUGAUGCCAUCAAGACCACCACGCGCGUCACGCAACUCCUGCAUGCCGAACGCGAGCAUGUCCCCAAGGCCGCAGCGACACUGCAGGUGUGGGAGGAAAAGUUUACGGACCUCGGUGAGCUUGCCGCGAAGCUGGGGGAUGCGAUUGACGAGCGGGUCAUCGAGCAGCGGCUGGCGCGACAGCAGGAGAUGGCUAACGACGUACAGGACGUUGCGGCCGAAACCACGCGCGCCAAGAUCCGCAGUCUAGCGGGUCGCAAAGCAUCCCAGUCGGGCGAGGAGGAGGUGUGGGGCGACGAGUUCGAACACCUCAUCCGACCGGCGUCUUCCAAGAUGCUGGGUAAUCUGACGCGCACGCAUCGGCAGCUGCGUCGUGCGGCACGCCAGCUCGAGGUGCAGUUCCAGCAGGCCUAUGGCGGCGACCACGUGUCGCUGCGCCACGUCAUGGGUCAGGGCUACGUAGUGCACUCGCGCGGGAAAGCUCUCUCCUCCCCAGCACCUCACAGCGAAGGCGAAGAUUUGAGCGUGCAUAUCGCGGGGAAGAACCGGUCGACGCACACGUACUACGCCGCCGCAUGGACGGCGCUCGGCUCGCGCCUCGACGCGCUGGCGAAAGAGAUGCAGGCCGUAGAAGCGGUGGAGCUCGAAACGCUGCGCCAAACCGUACUCGUUCAAGCCUCGGCCCUACGACAGAAUGCUGCACUGCUCGACCAGCUCGAUGUGCUGCAUUCGUUCGCACAGGCUGCCGAGGAGUACAACCUGGUCCGACCGACGCUGGACACCUCCACCACACUCACCGUUCGAGGCGCGCGACAUUUGUCCGUCGAAAUAGGCCUGCUUGAACGAGGUCGACUCUUUACGCCCAACGAUCUCUCCCUCGACGCCGAUGACCGCGUCCACGUGAUCACCGGACCCAACAUGGGUGGGAAAUCCACCUUCCUCCGCUCGAUCGCACUGCUCACCAUCCUGGCCCAGAGCGGAUGCUUUGUCCCCUGCGAAGCGAUGCACCUCGGCCUGGUCGAUAGGAUCUUCUCGCGCAUUGGGGCCAACGACGACCUGUUUCGCGACAAGAGCACCUUCAUGGUCGAAAUGACCGAGGUCGGAGAGAUCCUCCACCGCGCCACCGGUCGCAGCCUCGUCAUCGCCGACGAAAUUGGCCGUGGCACAACCAACCUCACUGGCAUAGCUGUGGGAUUCGCAACCCUAGCAACCCUCGUCGAACGAGGAUGUAGAACGCUAUUCGCCACCCACUUUCACGAAAUCACCGACCUCGUGGCUGAAAAUACCGACCCCGCUUUCCAAGCCGUCAGCUUCUACGCUUCCGACGUCGAACAACACCAAGCCGGCUUGGUCUACAGCCAUACACUCCGAGAGGGCGUCAACCGCAAGAGCUACGGCAUCCAAGUCGCGCGCAUCGCCAACGUUCCCCAACCCACGCUCGAGCUCGCCCAAUCCACGCUUGCCCGCCUCGAAUCAACGCACCACACAUAG
Molecule: messenger RNA, 3000 nt
Organism: Moesziomyces antarcticus
Lineage: Eukaryota; Fungi; Basidiomycota; Ustilaginomycetes; Ustilaginales; Ustilaginaceae
Product: DNA mismatch repair protein
Exons: 1
Coding region: 1-3000 (999 amino acids)
Biological process (GO): mismatch repair
Cellular component (GO): nucleus
Molecular function (GO): ATP binding; mismatched DNA binding; ATP-dependent DNA damage sensor activity
Source: RefSeq, a predicted model, not a curated record